CACCCUCUGACCCGUUGGUCUGCCCCGCCCCCUCCCGUCCAGGAGAACGAGGGGUGGGCGGGGCCUUCUGCGCCAAAGGGGGCGGGCCUCCAGAGCAAAGCCCCCCGUUUCCCUGCGGAGUGGAGGCGCCCGGCCUGGCAGGCAGCGGGAGGGAAGAUGAGCGACGGAGACAAGAACCCGGCCAGCGUGGCCGCGCCGGCGGAAGACCUGCAAGGGGACGGGCGGUGGAUGUCGCUGCAUCACCGCUUCAUCGCGGACAGCAAGGACAAGGAGCCCGAGGUGGUCUUCGUGGGGGACUCGCUGGUGCAGCUGCUCCACCAGUGCGAGGUCUGGCGCGAGCUCUUCUCCCCGCUCCACGCGCUCAACUUCGGCAUCGGCGGCGACGCCACGCAGCACGUCCUCUGGCGCCUCCAGGCCGGGGAGCUCCGGCACAUCCGCCCCAAGAUCGUGGUGGUCUGGGUGGGCACCAACAACCACGGCCACACGGCGGAGCAGGUGACCGGCGGCAUUGAAGCCAUUGUGCGCCUGGUGCGGGAGCAGCAGCCUCAGGCCCAGGUGGUGGUGCUGGGCCUGCUUCCGCGCGGCAAGAGCCCCAACCCGCUGAGGGAGAAGAACCGGCGGGUGAACGAGCUGCUGAGCCAGAAGGUGCCGCUGCUGCCGGGGGCCUUCUUCCUGGACGCCGACCCGGGCUUCGUGCAUUCGGACGGGACCAUCAGCCACCACGACAUGUACGACUACCUGCACCUGACGCGCCACGGCUACGGGCGCCUCUGCCCCGGCCUCCACCGCCUCCUGCGGAGCCUCCUCCAGGGGCAGGAGGGGCACGACCCCUGACCCCACGCGCCCCCUCCGGCCAGUACCCCCCCCCCCCCCCGUGAAAGGGGCUCAAGGCCUGCGGGCAACGGAUGAAUGGGACCAGUUACCUAAUAAAAUGUGUAUGUGAACGUG
Molecule: messenger RNA, 948 nt
Organism: Anolis carolinensis (green anole)
Lineage: Eukaryota; Metazoa; Chordata; Lepidosauria; Squamata; Anolidae
Gene: pafah1b3
Product: platelet activating factor acetylhydrolase 1b catalytic subunit 3
Exons: 6
Coding region: 157-834 (225 amino acids)
Cellular component (GO): cytoplasm
Molecular function (GO): platelet-activating factor acetyltransferase activity
Source: RefSeq, a predicted model, not a curated record